Stomoxys calcitrans (stable fly) is the source of this 1252-nucleotide messenger RNA. RefSeq lists its product as uncharacterized. NCBI's taxonomy places the organism in Eukaryota, Metazoa, Arthropoda, Insecta, Diptera, Muscidae. Gene Ontology annotation, cellular component: membrane. The record is from RefSeq and is a predicted model, not a curated record. Gene Ontology annotation, biological process: sensory perception of taste. The transcript has 2 exons. The coding region runs from base 24 to 1184 and encodes 386 amino acids.
UUGUCUGCAGUAGAGAACCCAUCAUGUGGCAUCAUUUAAAAACUGUAAAAAACCACUGCAAACAAAUCAUCCAAUUUUAUCCGGUAUUUGUAGGAUUGACUUCGUAUUGGCAUGACUAUCGCAAUGCAGAAUUUAAACGGAAUACCAUAUCGCGUCUACUCAUACUGGCAGUCAACAUUAUAGGAUUUUUGUGGAUAAUUAACCAUGAUACAAUGGCUUUAGUUACUAUUAUUAAAUACGACAUAAAUAAGGUGAUGAUUUAUGCAGUAUGGAGCAAAUUUAUGUACAUUAUUCUGCCGCCCAUUUUUGCUUUCGUGCAAAUCCUAGUUUGCGACACCCAAUUUGUCAACCUCAAGAAGAGGUUGCAAAGUCUGGAACUGCAAUGCCGCACCAGAAUUGUUUCCUGCAAAAAUGUCGAAACAGCUCUACGACCACUCCGUUUUUUCAAAUAUUUUCUUGUGGUCUUCAUGCAUCUGAUCAUAGGCUUCUGGGAAUCUCAGUUAUUUGAAAAGUGGUUGCUGCUCCCCAUAUUCUAUGUGAAUAUAAUGUCCUUGUCGAGUUUUUGGCUGCUCCAAUAUUUUGAAGUGAUUGCAAAAAUAUGCCGUCUUUUCUAUUACCUCGACAAACAUAUUCGGCAAUUGACUCAAAACCUUACAAAUGUCUCUGAUGACAUAGAUGAUAACAUGGAAUAUCGCAUGUGUUCGGAAGUAAUCUGGAUAAGGCAAAGGCAUUUUGAAUUAUGUCGCCUUUGGCAAGAACUUGAGGCAAUGUGCAAUUGGCAGCUAUUCCUUAAACGCCUAGUAAAUCUCGUUUCAUGCGGAACGCACUUUUAUGCUACAAUGGUGGAAACCCGACAAUUGGGCUUAUUCAAUGCAUUGUUUUACGAUGUUGCCGAUUAUGGGCCAAAAGUAUUGGAUUUUUUUGUUACCGAUUAUUUGUGUGAACUUACCAAAAACACCUUCAGCGAGCUGGAACUAAAUAUAAGGGAUUUGAAUAUGGUGAAUCCUGCCCUAAAAAAGCUGAGUCGAGAAUGUGAAGACUUUUCGUUAUAUUUGCGCUGCCGCCAAUUGAUUUCAUUUAAUUCCAAUUUUGUGAGCCUGAAUCGCAGAACCUGGUUUGGCAUGAUGGCUGCCGUUGUAACUCUAUCGAUUUACUUAAUUCAGUCACAUUUUAUUGUAGCUUAAGGCACUCGUAUAAAAAGAAAGGAACAACAAGUAAAUGCGUGCUAUGAACGGCCUGGCCGAAUCAAAUA